Molecule: messenger RNA, 2166 nt
Organism: Tremella mesenterica DSM 1558
Lineage: Eukaryota; Fungi; Basidiomycota; Tremellomycetes; Tremellales; Tremellaceae
Exons: 5
Coding region: 85-2166 (693 amino acids)
Source: RefSeq, a predicted model, not a curated record
CCGAGAGACGAUAUAAUAAACCCCUUUCUUCUCCGAGACUGUUUUUCCGUUGUCUUUUCUUCGCCACUCUUUGGAUUUAGCAAGAUGAGUGGUCUGACAGACCCUCUUUUACCGUCGUACAACGACGAGAAGAAUGUCGACAAGAAGACGGAACAGGUACAGCAAGGUGCUUUUGACGAAUCGCAAGUCGUCCUCAACGUGGGCCAUCGACGUGAGAAGUUCACCAAACUGGUCAAAUGGAUACUCUUGAUGGUUUUCGCUUCCUGGGGUGCAAGAACUGUCGGACAUCUGUUCACACGGGAUGAAUGGCAUGGCGGAUGGGAUGAUUACUCUAUGUCACCCCCUGUGGAGUACUCAACCGUCGACGCUACGUAUUCCGAACCUAUCAUGACCGAAGUAAACGGACGAAUGCUCAAUACGGCUGAAGCUACUUUCCCUAUUACUUUCGGGAAACAUGCUUCUCUCUCGCUCUCUUUGCUUGCCGAUACGAAGAUCUUUGUUUCUCGCCAUGAAGCAGAUGAGGGGUUUUUGCGUAUUGUCAGUGCUUGGAAGGAUAUUCCACAUGAGAUGACUCCUGUCAUAAUGUCAUCUAGUGAACACGACCAUGUGAUUCGUAUUGAAGAAAUGGAUGUUGUAACUCAUCAUGUCCACUUGGUGCUUCCCUCCAAAACAAAUCGCAUUCCUGCUUUGUCGAUCGAUUCUCCAUCGCUUUCUCUGUUACUUGACGCAUCGGCACAAGAACUCAACUUUCACUCCCUGUUCCUCUCCGUACAAGGAGAUAUCGAACUCCCCGUCAAUGUUCAUGCUCAGAUGGUGGACCUCAACACUGUAACCGGAAAGAUUGAAGGGAACUUUAACGUAUCUCGUAAACUCGUACUACACACUGUGACGGGGGAUAUCAACGCGACUGUCUUUGUUCGUCCUCUACACCAUUUCAAUCAUUCUCACAAACCUGGCAAGGAGCAUGGAGAAAUGCACGAUGGCACGGUGAUGGAGGCACAUCGUCAACGUAUAGGAUCCGGGGGAGGCUGGUGGAGUCGUCUGACGGGAGCGAUGCGGAUGAACAAGAAAUCUUGUCAUGGGCGGUCUCGCCGAGGGAAUGUGCAAGUGCGACGACGUUAUGUAGGAAGCGAGAACAUGAGACGAUCGUUUGGUGUAGGAGAUGGUUUUGAGGGACCUCGUUUCCCUCCUCCUCCGCCUGGACAUGGUGGACCUCAUCCUCCUCCCCCUCCGGGACAUGGCGGACCACCACCACCACCCCAUCCCCCUCCUGGGAAAGGUAGAUUCCCUCCUCCGCCACCGGGUCACAGAGGUCCUCAUCCUCCCCCUCAUCCUCAUGGCCCUCACCACCCUCCUCCUAAAGUCAUCGCAUCCUCAUCGACCGGCUCUAUCACUCUUGAAAUUCAUCAACCUUGGUUUCUCAAGACCGAAGUGUUCACGCACACUCACUCCGGUUCCAUCUCGGUAGACCAUAAGACCUUCCACGGAUUUUUCUCAGCUCAGACUCACGUCGGUAAUGCCACCAUCACCACGGGUGAGAGGAAAGAGGUUAAAGUUCUCAAACAGGUCGUUUGGGGAAGUGGAACAUUGGUUGAUGGUAUUGUGAAACCCGUCAACGUGACUGGGAAACAUGAGUCUCGUCAAGAGCUUGAGAAUCCGGAAGAGGAAGGGUAUGUCUCAUCUCGUUCGCUUAGUGGUCUGGGUAUUGAUAAAGCCAGGUCGGUUCAAUUGAUGGAAAUCGAGUCGACGUCGUUCCUUGAAGGACCAGAUGGACCUCGCGGUCCUCCUGGACCUCCUGGACAUCCUCCGCCUCACAAAGGUCCACACCACCCCGGGCCUCCUCCCCGUGCUCAUCCUCCCUUCGGAGGUAAGAAUGGUGACGGGUCGAGAGUAAUCUGUAGACGAUGUAUCGAUGUUUUUGUCACCGAGAUCAUGUACCCAUGUACCCUUCUCUCUCUUGCUAAAUGGUUCAAUGGCCAAUGGCCAAACGCCACAUUCGGACAUAUCGGGACAGUCCGGAAGAUUCCGGACGAAACGGGGAGGAAGGGAAAAGAGACGAAGCAAAGCUUAUCGCCCUUGGGUACCUGCGUCCUAUCACAUCGUUCAGAUUGGGCGGGGAGAGCAAGGAGGUUGUCCGAGCAGUACAGCCGAGCAAUCGGAAUCUGA